Messenger RNA from Laccaria bicolor S238N-H82, 261 nucleotides. RefSeq lists its product as uncharacterized. The record is from RefSeq and is a predicted model, not a curated record. NCBI's taxonomy places the organism in Eukaryota, Fungi, Basidiomycota, Agaricomycetes, Agaricales, Hydnangiaceae. The coding region runs from base 1 to 261 and encodes 86 amino acids. The transcript has a single exon.
AUGCCAUCUACGUUUUUCAUGAAUUUCUCCUCGUUCUCUGCUUUAACAUCCACACGAUCCUUAAAUUGUCUCGGCAGGGGGACUUUCUUGUCCCCAACAGCCUCUCAGCUGUUUCACUGCCGUGUAGUGAGUCAAAAUCGUGUAAUAUCAUGCUUGGGAAACGUGUGUCGUGCUGAGCUCGUUUUGAGGUCAGCGCGUUUGGGUUUUACUCUGCCACGGGAACCUUGUCGUAGCCACGCAGCAGAACGGUGUACGUUUUAG